Penicillium subrubescens is the source of this 474-nucleotide messenger RNA. RefSeq names its product E2 SUMO-conjugating protein UBC9. Gene Ontology annotation, cellular component: nucleus. Gene Ontology annotation, biological process: protein sumoylation. The record is from RefSeq and is a predicted model, not a curated record. The coding region runs from base 1 to 474 and encodes 157 amino acids. Gene Ontology annotation, molecular function: SUMO conjugating enzyme activity. The transcript is spliced from 4 exons. Lineage: Eukaryota; Fungi; Ascomycota; Eurotiomycetes; Eurotiales; Aspergillaceae.
AUGACUCUCUGCUUGAACCGCCUACAGGAGGAGCGAAAGCAGUGGCGGCGUGACCACCCCUUCGGCUUCGUCGCGAAGCCCCAGCGCACCCCGCAGGCUACCCUGGACUUGAAGCGCUGGGAGUGUGCCAUCCCUGGCAAGAAGGACACUCUGUGGGAAGGAUGUGUUUUGAAGCUGGAGCUGAUCUUUCCGGAUGAAUACCCCACGAAACCUCCCAAGUGCAAAUUUACCCCGCCGCUCUUCCACCCUAAUGUCUACCCCUCCGGCACAGUCUGCCUCUCAAUCUUGAAUGAGGAGGAAGCCUGGCGACCCGCAAUCACCAUCAAGCAGAUCCUCCUCGGUAUCCAGGAUUUGCUCAAUGACCCCAACCCCGAGUCACCCGCGCAGGCCGACGCCUACAACCUGUUCAAGAAGGAUCGCCCUGCAUAUGAGCGGCGGGUGCGACAGGUUGUGCGGGACAAUCCCCCGAUGUAA